Suillus plorans is the source of this 1422-nucleotide messenger RNA. RefSeq lists its product as uncharacterized. Bases 1 to 1422 code for a protein of 473 amino acids. The record is from RefSeq and is a predicted model, not a curated record. The transcript is spliced from 3 exons. NCBI's taxonomy places the organism in Eukaryota, Fungi, Basidiomycota, Agaricomycetes, Boletales, Suillaceae.
AUGCAUCAGGCUUUACUUGUUCCCGAAGUCCUCCUAGAGAUAUUUGCCUAUGUGAACACAAUACCAUCUACUCAAACAACGUCGAACCAGAAAUUGCUUGCAGCGCUUGCAAGGACAUGCAAAAUCUUCCACGAGCCCGCGAUGGAUUUGCUGUGGACUGAAAUCCAUGGUGGUAUAAGGUGGGACGAACCCUGGGCGGAACCCUGGGCGAAAGGUGUCGAGCCAUUAUCUGCCCAUGAGGCCCGUGAAUUUCUGCGUCACUCCUCUCGUAUACGCACGUUGGACAUACAAUCUGAUCAUCCGCACCUUCUCUCUGUCAUCCCCGCCGAGGCAUGCGUAUUUCCGAGGCUGAAGUCAUUAAGUCUUUCCACCAUAUAUUUAAACCUCUUUCUGCCUCACAUGCUGCAUCGAUGUCAUCUAUUGAGCGUCGACGAGGGUCUACAAUCUUUUGUGACACGUUGCAUUGCUCUGGAGGAUUUAUGCAUCUACACUCCCGAAUGGCGCCAGGUUGACAGCACAGCAAAUGAGAUGUCCCUGCUAUCCGAUAGGAUUCAUUGGUGCACGCGGCUUGUAACUAUUUCUUGUCCAAUGCUCGACUGGGCAACAUGGAAACACCUCUCCUCCCUCCCUACUCUUCUCAAAUUGAGAAUUAAUCAAGGAUGCAAUAACCCUCCUUCGCUGUCAAAACAAGAUAUCGUGAAUAUAUCAUUCCUUAAUAUCACAAGCCUUUCCUUUCAAGAUCUCUAUGAUGCUGCAGAUAUCAUCACAGUCAUGCAACACUCGCAAUUUCCCUCGCUAAAAGAGUUCGAGUUUGAAGCCAAAUACAUCUCUUCAGAAGAUGCCGAGCAACUCUUUCAUGCUCUGUCCCGCUGCAAAGCGUGUCGGACUCUAGAAGAAAUCACCAUUUGUUCCCUUGCUGAGGGAUACCUUGUACCCCUAUACAGAGAGCGUUUGACACCAAUUCCGCAUUUCUUUUGCUUUACGCAGCUCCGAACCCUGGAGCUCACAUUUUAUAAUUCCUGCAUAUACCUGGAUAAUGACAUGCUCUUGCAAGCCAUGUCCACUUGGCCGCACAUCCGCGCUCUGGAAAUCAAUGACUCAGGUGGCUAUCGUUCUUCUUCCGAAGUCACCCUCCGUGAAUUGUCCACAGCGCUCGGUCUAUGUCCACAAUUGCGUAGACUACGAGUUCCAAUCAAUCUUGCAACUAUCGACAUCGAUCCUGAUGCUGAGCCAAUACAACAUACCUCCCUACAAUCAUUGGCUUUAGACUUAUCCGAGUUUCAAACAGCAGAUGCUGAAACUAUCGCUCGCAUUAUUUCCGCCUGGUUCCCUUGUGUCGACCAAGUUUACAACAUAUAUGGUUUGAGUUGGCUUGCAGUCAACAGGUAUCUUAGAUCUUUGAGAACGGCUACUGCGCCGUAA